GUUAUUUCCGUUCGAUCCUUGGGAGUCGGCAUCCGUCAGUCAGCGGCUUCGGGGCCGGCUGUUGGAGGGCGCUGUGAGGCGCGGGGCACCGCGAUGCUCCGCGGGCCCUAACAUGGGCACCAGUGGCUCCAAAGGCCGGGGGCUGUGGCCCUUCUCGGGGUCGGCGGCGGCCGCGGGGCCGGGAGGUAGCCCCGAACUCGCUGACGCGGCCCGAACCCAGCACGCCCUAGCCCGGUCUCGGGGCUUGCGCACCGCGCCACCCUUCGUAUUCACCCGUCGCGGUUCCAUGUAUUAUGAUGAAGAUGGUGACCUGGCCCACGAGUUCUAUGAGGAAACAAUUGUCACCAAGAAUGGGCGGAAGCGUGCCAAGCUGAGGCGGGUGCAGAAGAACCUGAUCCCUCAGGGCAUCGUGAGGCUAGAGCACCCUCGCCUCCACGUGGACUUCCCAGUGAUCAUCUGUGAGAUGUGAGCCCUGCAGCCCCUUCCUGCCCACACCCCAAGUCUGUUGGGGGGGGGGUGGGUAUGGACAUCUGGGUAGGAGGAGGGGCAGCAGGGCCAGAAAGAGGCCUUGGCUGGGAACACUGCCCACUUCUUCAGCAGGGCACCCCAGGCUGCUGAGUCUACACGUUCAAAGUGUGGCUCCGGAUGAGAGGUGCCUGGGUUAAAGCAGCAGCCCCAGAAUGAAUUCCACCUGACAGGGCCCCCUUGGUGGGCCAAGCUUUUUCAUCUGCAGACCAAGGGCUGGGGAAGCUGGGGCCCGGUUCUGUUCCUUCCACAGCACUGGCUGAUGUCAGUUUGAGGGAGGAUGGGGUGAAGGAUAUUUGGCUUGGUUCACUGGAGUGGGCUUUUUCUCCAGGAUCUGAGUGCCUGGGUGAAGGAAGGGGGUAAGAUACUCAGUUUCUCUUCCUGAACCCCAAAGCCCCACCCCAUCCUCCAGUAUCCAGAGGGGUGUCAGGAAAUAAAAGCUGGGUGACCGCUCAGGCCAGGAAUUUCAGGGUAUAAUUUCCUUCCUUCUGACCUCAAUCACCCCCUACCUCCCUUCCCCCUCCAGUCUCCUUGUAGCAUGUACCUCUCCCUCUGCCCAGCCUGGGGGAAGGGGCAGGAGAGGCCUGGGGCUUGGUCACUGUCAGGGAGACAAGGGGCCACAGCACUUUAUGAGCAGGGUCUCCUCUUUUCCUGGUCCUUCCCCUUGUGUCCCCAGGGGCUGUGGGGCUAGCCACGGGGAGCUUUGCUAUGCACAAGCACGACCCUCCUUUCUCCUUCCCCUCCCAUUUCUGAGCAUUUCAGCCGUUUGCUACCUCGAUUCCUUCCACCCCCGAGGGAGGCUGGUCUCAAUGAGUCUCACAACCACCCCAUACCUUGCCCCACUGCCCUUCUUGAUCCCAGCCCACAAUUAGCUCAGCCUGCUGGAACUGAAGGGGAUUAGAAGGCCCCCUAUCUGAGGUGGGUUUCACUUCCUACACUGUGAUCCUCCCCAAACCUCACCCCCCAUACACAUAGACAAUACACCUGGUCCCUGAGGGUAUGGUUGGAAACUGAAGGGGCAGUGGGGGAACCCUAGAAUUGGGAGAAAAACAUAAACCCUAAGGAUAUGGGGGAGAGGGCCCUUGCUCAACACCCCUGCUACACUGCCUGAAAAGCCUCUUUGGUUCUCACACCAGCCCUUUCUUGGGAGAAAGGGGGAGUUUCCACACACUACACUUGAUGUGUCCUUCAGGCCUAUGCCCAUCAGCUUUGGAGAGCACAUUCCCAACAAACCCCCCAGCUCGUUAAGGCAAUUCUGCCCACCUGGCAAACUUACCCAUAUCUCUAUAGUGACUUGGCCCCUCUCGUCUGGUACUGUGCUGGCCCAAUCCCCCCCCCCCAGCUGCCCACCUCCUACUGGUGGGCACGGGCAACUGGGCCCAACCUUCUGCUCUCCAGGGUCUGUCUGGGCAGGGGUGGGAUAAGGAGACCUCAGAAGGGAGACUUAAAAUGUGAAGGUUUGUAAAUAGUCUAUCUAUGUCCAUGGUAUUGUUGAAACAGAAAUUCAGUCUGUUUACUUUUUAGGAUUACUUUUUUAAAAUUCCUUUCUGUGCAAACUGUGCUUUUUUUUGUGUGAAUGUGACAGAGAGACAGUCUGGAGCAGAGGUGAUAAGAGGGGGAAGGGCUGGUGGCUCUUUCCCCCAGCCCAGGCUGGUGUGCCCUUUUGUUCGA
Messenger RNA from Dromiciops gliroides (monito del monte), 2196 nucleotides. RefSeq names its product tumor suppressor 2, mitochondrial calcium regulator (gene TUSC2). Bases 113 to 469 code for a protein of 118 amino acids. Gene Ontology annotation, biological process: regulation of mitochondrial membrane potential; inflammatory response. Lineage: Eukaryota; Metazoa; Chordata; Mammalia; Microbiotheria; Microbiotheriidae. The transcript has 3 exons. The record is from RefSeq and is a predicted model, not a curated record. Gene Ontology annotation, cellular component: mitochondrion.